AUGAAUAAAGGAGCAUUACAUCCAGAAGUUAAGAAAUGGAAAGCUCCUAAAGGUCCCAAACCUAUCCAACAUAAGAAUAAAAAUUCUAUUGGUUUAGGUAGAUCUAUAGCUAAUCAACGUCGUCAAGAAAAUGAAAUCGAAUUCUUACCUGAUGGAGAGAUGAGAUUCACUACUGAUAAAAGAGAAGCUGGUUGGGUCAAACUUAGAUCAGUUACUCAAGAAUCUGCUUUAGAUGAAUUCUUAAGUACUGCCCAAUUAGCUGAUACCGAUUUCACUGCCGAUAAGAAUAAUCAAAUUAAAAUCAUUAAAGUUGGUAAUACUUCAAUUGUUAGUCAAAAUGGAUUAUUAAGCCCAGAAGAAAUGGAAAAGAUAAGAAUUAAACAUAAGCUUUUCGAAAAUAAAUUGAACAUCCCUAGAAGACCACAAUGGAAUAAGAAUCAACUGAAGAUGGAAAUUGAAAGACAAGAAAAUUUAUCCUUUUUAGAUUGGAGAAGAGACAUUGCUCAGUUAACAGAAAAUAAUGAUUUGAUUUUAACUCCGUUUGAAAGAAAUUUAGAAGUUUGGAGACAAUUAUGGAGAGUUGUCGAAAGAUCAGAUUUAGUUGUUCAAAUUGUUGAUGCAAGAAAUCCGUUGUUCUUCAGAUCAGUUGAUUUAGUUACUUAUGUUGAUGAAUUAAGUGAUCCAGAAAAUAACCAACAGAAGAAUAAUUUAUUAUUAGUCAAUAAAGCCGAUUUAUUAACUUCCAAGCAAAGAUUAGCUUGGGCUAAAUACUUUAUUGAUAAGAAGAUUAACUUCGUGUUCUUUUCAGCUGCUAGAGCUAAUCAAAUUUUAGAAGAAGAUUUACCUGAAGAAGAUAAACCUAAAAAGAGAGAUGAACAUCAUGUUGGGGAAUUUUCUGAUGAUUUAGAAGUUGAAGUUGAAGAAGAAUUAAAAGACCAGGUAAAGAUUUUGACUAUCGAUGAAUUAGAAGAUUUAUUUAUUAAACAUUCACCUAAAUUAGAAUUCGAUCCUGAAUUCCCUGACAGAAAAUUACAAAUUGGUCUUGUUGGUUAUCCAAAUGUUGGUAAAUCAUCAACUAUUAAUGCCUUAGUUGGAUCCAAGAAAGUUUCAGUUUCAGCAACCCCUGGUAAAACCAAACAUUUCCAAACAAUCCAUUUAUCACCAUCAAUUUUACUUUGUGAUUGUCCUGGUUUGGUUUUCCCAAAUUUCGCUUAUACUAAUGGAGAAUUAGUAUGUAAUGGUGUUUUGCCAAUUGAUCAAUUAAGAGAACAUAUUCCUCCAACUUCAUUGGUUUGUCAAAGAGUACCUAAAUAUUAUCUUGAAGCUGUUUAUGGUAUUCAUAUCCAAAUUAGAAAGAAAGAAGAUGGUGGUAAUGGACAAUAUCCAACAGCUGCAGAAUUAUUGAAUGCUUAUGCUAGAUCCAGAGGUUAUAUGACUCAAGGUUUUGGUUCUGCUGAUGAACCAAGAGCCUCAAGAUAUAUUUUGAAAGAUUAUAUCAAUGGUAAAUUAUUAUUUAUCAAUCCACCUCCAAAUAAAUUACCUAAUGGAGAAUACACUUUAGCCACUGUUGAUGAACAAAGAGAGUUUAAUAAAGAAUUAUACACUUUGGAAACAUUACCCGAAUCAAGAAAGAAUCAAAUUUUACAAUCAAUGAAAGACAAAAAUUUCCAAAUCGAUGAAUUUGAUUUAUCCAAAGAUUUAUCUAAAUUGAAUUUCUCUAUGCAUGCUGGUGAAUCGGAUAGUCAUUUAUAUGGUGGUAAACAAGCAAGAUUAGAAAGUUUAGGUGAUGAUUUAGAUAAUGAAUUCUUUCAAAUGAAUAAUAUUACAGGUACUAUAAAUAAGCCUUUCCAUCAAGUUAAUCAUGAUAAUAGUAAAAAACAUAAUAAGAAGAAUAAAAAAGCUGCAAAAAAGGUGAGAGUUGUAACUUAUUAG
Yamadazyma jaroonii is the source of this 1932-nucleotide messenger RNA. The record is from the annotation of a GenBank genome assembly. Lineage: Eukaryota; Fungi; Ascomycota; Pichiomycetes; Serinales; Debaryomycetaceae.